GUGUGUGAUAUAAAAAAGUAGAGUAGGCCUACGCAGUGAACGCUCGUUAAUGCGAGGCGGCUUCUACCCUCGACCCGGUGAGCAGUGUCGCAAGCCGUGGCAAAGGUCUUGAGGUCCGGACCCACAUCGAGUGCGGAGGUAGGUGUGUCAUCACUCGCUCGGGACUCGCAGUACGAUGAGGUGCGCUCUACUCGCGGUUCUGCUCGCCCAACAGGCGUUCUGCAGAGUCUUCGAGAGGUGCGAACUGGUCCGAGAACUCUCGCAGAAGAAGCACCGAAUCCCCGAGGCCGACCUCGCCACUUGGGUCUGCAUAGCGAGGUACGAGUCCGAGUACAACACCUCGGCCGUGGGUCAUCUCAACGGCGACGGUUCCGGAGACCACGGACUGCUCCAGAUCAGCGACCUCUACUGGUGCUCGCCACCGGGGGUCGGGAUGGCCUGCGGACUCAACUGUGACCAGCUGGAGGACGACGACAUCACCGACGAUGUGGUCUGCGCCAGGAGAAUCUACCGAGCGCAUAAGCGUCGCACCGGGGACGGCUUUACGGCUUGGGCAGUGUACGGCCGUCAUUGCAGAGGUGACGUCAGCCACUUCCUGGAAGGCUGUGAGGACUCCGAGGAUGAGAACGAAAUUAGCGAAAAGGACGUUAAGGUCACUCCUGACGUGGAGAGGGAUAUCGCUCCGACCACCUUCACUGAUGGAAGAUCAACAUCUACUCCUGGUGAAAGAAUCUUACGGGUUUUCUCCAAUUACCCGACCACGAACUCUGUAGAGCGACAAAAGUUCUACUCGACAAGUACCCAGCCUAAGGUCUUCGCGACCAGUUCUCUGCAGGGGCGACCUACAUUCUCCGACCUCGACACGACCGCCGACCCAGACCCCAAGACUGCUUGGCUCAAGGUACACUAUGAUCCAAGAUUUCUUGACGAAUUCCCUUGACGCUUUCUUAUGCACUAGCUACUGAACUUUGUAAAUAAUUAUAAUAAGAAAUAAAUUUGGGUUCUUAAUAUUCA
Molecule: messenger RNA, 1014 nt
Organism: Homalodisca vitripennis (glassy-winged sharpshooter)
Lineage: Eukaryota; Metazoa; Arthropoda; Insecta; Hemiptera; Cicadellidae
Product: lysozyme C-like
Exons: 1
Coding region: 176-940 (254 amino acids)
Molecular function (GO): lysozyme activity
Source: RefSeq, a predicted model, not a curated record